Trematomus bernacchii (emerald rockcod) is the source of this 1432-nucleotide messenger RNA. It is a transcript of the gene mylpfb, whose product is annotated as myosin light chain, phosphorylatable, fast skeletal muscle b. The record is from RefSeq and is a predicted model, not a curated record. Bases 65 to 580 code for a protein of 171 amino acids. The transcript is spliced from 6 exons. Gene Ontology annotation, biological process: skeletal muscle tissue development. Gene Ontology annotation, cellular component: cytoplasm. Gene Ontology annotation, molecular function: calcium ion binding. NCBI's taxonomy places the organism in Eukaryota, Metazoa, Chordata, Actinopteri, Perciformes, Nototheniidae.
CAGUCACACAGGCUUUCCGUAGGCUUCUCUUCUUGACCACCAACAACCCCUAAAAACUUGAGAGAUGGCACCCAAGAAGGCUAAGAGGAGGCAGCAGCAGCAGGGAGAGGGUGGAUCCUCCAAUGUGUUCUCCAUGUUUGAGCAGAGCCAGAUCCAGGAGUACAAGGAGGCUUUCACAAUCAUUGACCAGAACAGGGAUGGCAUCAUCAGCAAGGACGAUCUCAGGGACGUGCUCGCCACCAUGGGCCAGCUGAAUGUGAAGAAUGAGGAGCUCGAGGCCAUGGUGAAGGAGGCCAGCGGCCCCAUCAACUUCACCGUCUUCCUGACCAUGUUCGGCGAGAAGCUGAAGGGUGCUGACCCCGAGGACGUUAUCGUGUCUGCCUUCAAGGUCCUGGACCCCGAGGCCACUGGCUCCAUCAAGAAGGAAUUCCUUGAGGAGCUUCUGACCACCCAGUGCGACAGGUUCACCGGAGAGGAGAUGACCAACCUGUGGGCCGCUUUCCCCCCUGAUGUGGCUGGCAAUGUAGACUACAAGAGCAUCUGCUACGUCAUCACCCACGGAGAGGAAAAGGAAGAGUAAAUUCCACCUAUUCCAACAUCUCUACCUCCGUUCAAACCCGUAUCUGACCUACCAACAUACUCACUCCCCUCCUCUCCGACGACGUGGCUUCCUUGCACACUUCCUCUCCCCUGGCCAUCUCUUUCCGCUUGCCAGCUCACUACGAAAAGACUUGUUUCCUUUAACAACAUACUAAGUGAGAGGAAUGAUGGCAGUGGAGUUGUUUGUGUGUGAGUAAACAGGAGGACAUGGGAUUAUUUUCAAUAAAAAUAAUCUUGUGACACUGAAACCUUUCCCUCUAUCUCUGUCCCUGCCUUUGUCCCUCCUUCUUUUCCCCCAUCACUCGCUCUGUCCUUCUGCGUUGGGGCAAGCAGUGCAUGCAUCAUACCUACAUGCAGAGUGUAUGCAUAUGCAGUCCAGUGUGUAAAGCGGUCAAUCGAAAGUGUCUCUUGAGUGCUAUGGUGCAUGUCAACUACUUGAAACAAGGAAAGGGAAAGUCUGCAAGUCUCAACCUGAAACAGAGUGUUUCGUGGAUUCGUCCUUGUGUUUGCAAGAGAGAGGGGUGCACAGUAAAAGAGUAGGAGUACUUUACUAUAAUAGUUUGCCUACCCUCCUCUUUUUAAUCGGGUCUCUCCCUCUCUUAAACACGGGUAUGAAAGGAAAAGUUGCAGUGAAAAAUGGUAAAGCAUGUCUUGUAAAUAGAGACAGAGAUGGUGAAAGGCUGGUGAGCGGGAGGCAGGAAAAGAAAUGAACAAACAUAAAAUGUCUUUGUAUUUGACUCUUCUUCCUCCAUCUCACUGCAGUUUCUCUCCUGUUGUCGCAAUUGUGUCUGUAACAAAUAAAGAAGUACAAAUAAAAACAAUAUCUUUUGUA